UUGACAUGGCCGACAUCAACUUGCUCCGUGACACUGUCAUUGGAGCGACAGCAACAGCCUUCCUGCCGAUAGUGAGGCUGUUGUUGCUCAACGUGUUUCCUGAAGCAGGUCCAGAAUAUUUUCAGUCUAGUGGCCCUAUCACGUCUCAAUAUGACUUCAUCAUAGUGGGUGGAGGAGCAGCGGGGUGUGUGCUGGCAGGGAGGCUGACGGAGGUGCCGGGGUGGCGGGUGCUGCUGCUGGAGGCUGGAGGUCCCCCGCCGCUGGAGACCAACGUCCCGGCCUUCCUCCCCAUCUCCUACAUCCCUGGGUACAGUGAGGACUGGGGAUACAGCACCGUCCCUCAAAAAUAUUCUUCUCAAAACUUUAUUAACCAUGCGGCGAGGCAGCCGCAGGGGCGUGUACUGGGAGGCGGGUCCACGGUCAACGGCAUGAUGUACGUGAGAGGCAACAGGCGAGACUUCGACCGGUGGGCGGCGUUGGGUAACCCAGGCUGGGACUACCUCAGCGUCCUCCCGUACUUCAUCAAGGCUGAGGACUACCGCGGGGAGGUCGGCGAUAACGAGGCCUUCCGUGGCCGCGGGGGUCCCAUAGGCGUCACCCCAUCACCAGUGUCGCCACUAACAAGAGCCUUCCUACAGGGCGGCCAGGAGCUCGGCUACCCUAUUAUCGACUACAAUGGCCCUGAACAACUGGGCUUCCCCGUGACACAGUUUUCUAUCAAAGACGGGGUGAGGUCGUCCACUGCCAUGGAGUACUUAAGACCAGCAGCCUCCAGACCCAACCUUCACAUUCUCCAUAGUACCACAGUUCACAAGAUUGUCUUCCGCAAUAAAAGAGCAAUUGGAGUGACCUUCGAGCACAAAGGAAAGCUGCUGACGGUGGGAGCGAGGAGGGAAGUCAUACUGUCUGCCGGCCCAGUUGAAUCACCCAAGUUGCUCAUGUUGUCCGGAGUUGGACCCAAGGAACACCUCCUCCAGCAUAAACUGAAGGUGGUGGCAGACGUACCAGGGGUCGGCCAGAAUGUUCACGAUCACGUGGAAGUUUUAGGGCUCAGCUGGCUGGGAGUGAAGGGAACGUCUGCAAUGGGUUUAAUUGAAUCAUUCAGUCCCGUCUCUCUCAAGCAGUACAAAGCCACCAGACAAGGACCUAUGGCUGCAGCCCCACUGAAUUUCCAAAAUGCUUGGGUCAAGGUGAACCAAGAUGGUGACCCAUUAUGGCCUGACAUCCAACUGUUUUUCAAUGGUGCGACAAUAGCGUAUGACAAGGGUACCUUCAAUCCUAGCUUCUGGGGCUUUGAUAAAAAGAUGUAUAAAUCCUACUUUGGUGAAAUACUCGGACGAGACGGGUUCUGCAUCAGACCUAUGAUUGUGCUGCCCAAGAGUCGAGGCACCAUCACCCUCAGGUCCGCAGACGUUCAUGAACACCCAAAUAUUGAUCCUCAACUACUUUCUCAUCCAGAUGACGUCGUUACCCUUGUUAAAGGGGUAAAGUUGUCCUUAGCGCUUGGCAACACUUCAGCCUUCGUCAACAACUUUGGAGCCAAAUUCUAUGACAAGCCUCUCCCUGGAUGCACUGGGGAGAUAUACGGCUCAGACGCCUACUGGGUUUGUUAUGUUCGUCACAUGACUACAACCUUCUACCAUCUUGCUGGAGGCUGCAAGAUGGCCCCAGCCUCAGACCCUUAUAGUGUGGUGGAUCACAGACUCAGGGUUCGCGGCGUGGCUGGACUGCGGGUGGUGGGCGCCGCCAUCAUGCCCUUCGUCACCAACGGCAACACCAACGCUCCCACGAUCAUGAUUGCUGAGAAGGCCAGUGACAUGAUCAAGCAAGACUGGAGCGGCUAGGCAGCGCUCAAUACAAGAGUUUUACAAACCAGCGGUCUCUUAAUCUCAACGCGUUCCACUCCAACAACUAAUCUUGAGUAAACUCUUAACAGGGAAACAAACAAACCAAACUCAACAAGCACCAGUGAAAACAACUAGGCAAACAAAACCUCAUUAAGUAUCACUGGAAUGACGACUCAUCAAUCAUCACAGGAAUGACGACUCAUCAAGCAUCACAGGAAUGACGACUCAUCAAUCAUCACUGGAAUGACGACUCAUCAAUCAUCACUGGAAUGACGACUUAUCAAUCAUCACUGGAAUGACGACUCAACAAGCAUCACUGGUAUGACAACUCAUCAAGCAUCACAGGAAUGACAACUCAUCAAGCAUCACAGGAAUGACGACUCAUCAAGCAACAUUGAAACAACCUAUCAGAUCUGACACCAUUCCAAAUUAUAGGAAUAGUCACACAUACAACAAGAAAAGCCUAGUGAUGUUAGGCUGCUAACAUCACUGCAGUGUAACAAAUCAAACUGCGUACACUAAAGUGCCAAUAUAAUUUGUGCACUACCUCUCUUUGUACAAAUAUGCUGAACAAAUAUGCUUUUAUAGUCAGCACGAUGAAUGAUCACUUGCCUACUCUCAGGAUUACAACUGAAUUGUGUUGUUAGCUGUGUCAUACAGUAAUUAUGCAGGUUAAUGUUCACAAAUGGACAAACAAAAUAAGUCAGCAGAAAGUGAAGGAUAUUAUUGAACUGAACGCUCUCAUCAACAGUAGAUAUGUGCACAAAGAUGUAAUUCACUAUUCUUUGUACUGUGGAUAUACAAUCAAUUGCCCCUGAACUCUGUUCCACACUAAAGUAUACUUGUUGGUUGAUCAGUCAGCUAUUGUGUUGGCCGUAAUAAUGCACUAGUAGUUGAUACUCCUUAAAUCCAGCACUAAACCAGUCUUUCACAACCUGACUGUAUUUAUGACCCACAAAUAUUACCAAAGUUAGGUCUGGAUAGCCUAAUUAUUCUAACAAAGGUUUAGCACAGAAAAUCAAACCCUGACUUAUGUUCUAUUUUAUAACCUAAAUCACGGUGAGUACCAAGUGUUUGGUCCAAAUCAAUAAUGAAAAUUAUUUAGACUGAAGAUAUCUUUAAUAUGAAGAAAGAUAAAAUGUAGAAGUGGCUUAUAACCAAGGCUUAAUCUUCGCACAUGUAUAGAAUAUAUAAGCUUUAACUGGCCUCUGCACCAUUAUGAUGAACACCUAGUUAAAGGAAACAUUGGUUCUUUAAUAACUGUGCAUAUGUUCAGCACAUUUGUCUUUGCAUGAGAAUUGCUAGACACACGAGUCAAGUAACCCAUAGUUGUAACGGAGAAAUGACUUACUGAGAGAGUAAGGCAUUGUCAAGGCGUGUAAAUAAUGUUAAUAUUAACUAUAUGAAUAAUUAAAUUAUAAAAAUGUGAUGCAUUUAUGAGAGAGUAUUAAAGUUGUGUGAAAGGAUUCGAACCCGCGUCCCUAGACUCCCAAGGGAGUGUGGCUGGCGAGGCCAAGGUCGCGGGUUUGAUCCCAUUGUACCACUUCAAUAUUUUCUCUACUAUAGAACGUGUUCGGUGCGAACCAUCACUCCUUGGGUACCAAUCAUCCAGUUGGGAUAAUUCAGAAUUAAAUUAUAUGUAAAUAUUGUAUAAAUAUUUUUUACUUUUAGAUGUUCACUGCGACCAUAAUGUUGAAGCAGAAUGUUCACACAUUUGCUAAUAUACGAAGGUAAACAUUUAUGUAAAUACAAUAAAUAUUUCUGUAUCUCUGUUUAACACUUAUUCUCUCUUAAGUAUUUCACGGCAGUAAACACAGCAAGUCUU
This is a messenger RNA of Procambarus clarkii (red swamp crayfish), 3672 nucleotides long. RefSeq names its product glucose dehydrogenase [FAD, quinone]. Lineage: Eukaryota; Metazoa; Arthropoda; Malacostraca; Decapoda; Cambaridae. The record is from RefSeq and is a predicted model, not a curated record. Gene Ontology annotation, molecular function: oxidoreductase activity, acting on CH-OH group of donors; flavin adenine dinucleotide binding.